This is a messenger RNA of Mya arenaria, 451 nucleotides long. RefSeq lists its product as uncharacterized. The coding region runs from base 39 to 398 and encodes 119 amino acids. NCBI's taxonomy places the organism in Eukaryota, Metazoa, Mollusca, Bivalvia, Myida, Myidae. The record is from RefSeq and is a predicted model, not a curated record. The transcript has 4 exons.
AUUGGUACCACAGGUUCAGUACUGAUAGGACAUUCACGAUGAUCGCGUGUCUUCUUUUGACUGUUUGUUUGGGUAUUGUCGCGUCACAGUCAGUGGCUCCGGAUGUUUCGACAACGCCACGCAUGCAUUAUGAGAAACCGGAAACUGACAGCAUCACUUUCCAUUUUGAUAGCGUCACGCGUAUGUUGUUGGUGUUGUCCGGAAACAAAUGUUACAUCUGGAGCAUCACCAAUAAUGAGCACAACAAUAUCCACACGGACGAUGGGUUGAGGGCCGUUGAGCUACGAGUGUUGAAAGAGAUUGACGAUGCUUUUUUCACAGUUGUGACCCCUCAAAUCCUUUCUCCAAGCAUCAAACAACACUGUCGCUAUGCUGACCACUACUAUCUGGUGCACUAACCAUGAACGUUUAUUGAUAAUGAAUAAAUGAAGCAAGGACUUCUAUAAAUUUU